This is a messenger RNA of Cheilinus undulatus (humphead wrasse), 2981 nucleotides long. It is a transcript of the gene usp3, whose product is annotated as ubiquitin specific peptidase 3. Lineage: Eukaryota; Metazoa; Chordata; Actinopteri; Labriformes; Labridae. Bases 320 to 2188 code for a protein of 622 amino acids. Gene Ontology annotation, molecular function: cysteine-type deubiquitinase activity; zinc ion binding. The transcript is spliced from 15 exons. Gene Ontology annotation, cellular component: cytoplasm. Gene Ontology annotation, biological process: protein deubiquitination. The record is from RefSeq and is a predicted model, not a curated record.
UUGUUUGUAGCAAACGGGUCUGAUACCAUAUACACCAAGGGUAGCGUUACUAUUUUAUCUUACAUGAAAGAAUGGAAACGGCAAUUGACGUGUCGUCUAUAAACUAAUGAAUUCUUAAACUAUGCAAGAAACGUAGCAGCGACCAAACGUAUUAGCAUUAGCAAAGACAGGAAAACGUGCGUUCGCCAGCAGAAAUUGUUGGUCAGCUAACGGUAGCUAGUUAGCUGGUUCUGGUUAAUUGGCUAACUGUUGUGGGCUUCGCUUUUCCCAGUGGUGCCUUUAUUCUGUGCACAAUAACUUAUCUGGCAGUUGUAAGCUGAUGGAGUGCCCUCAUCUGAACUCAAACGUGAGUCCCGUGGAUUCCUCCCGGUUCCCCAACGGUACUCCGUCCUCCUGGUGCUGUAACGUUUGCAGGUCUAAUAAAAGCCCUUGGAUUUGCCUUACCUGUCUGGUGGUCCACUGUGGAAGGUAUGUCAAUGGGCAUGCAAAGAAACACUUUGAAGAGAGCCAGGUUGUUGGUGUAACUCAAAAGAAGGCUGAGAAACAAGAGAAAGAGAAAUCCCAUCAUACUGUCUGCAUGGACUGCAGCAGCUACACGCUAUUUUGUUACAGAUGUGAUGACUUUGUUGUCAAUGACACCAAGCUGGCGCAGGUACAGAAGUUUAGGGAACAGCUUCAAGGUUUAGAAAACUCAGCAUUGAUAGCUGACAGACAGAGGAAAAGAAAACUUCAGGAAAGUGCAGAUCAAGACAGCAAGUUGCUAAAAGACAGUGAAGGGGCUGCUUUAGGUGCUACAGGCCUGAGGAACUUGGGUAACACGUGCUUCAUGAAUGCCAUUCUGCAGUCCCUCAGCAACAUCGAGCAGUUCAGCUGUUAUUUCAAGGAGUUGCCUGCAGUUGCUUUGCGCAGUGGUAAGACAGCAGGAAGGAGGAUGUACCACACCCGCAGCCAAGGGGACACCAGUGUGUCUUUGGUGGAAGAGUUCAGGAAAACCCUUUGCUCCCUGUGGCAGGGCAGCCAGACUGCUUUCAGUCCAGACUCCUUGUUUUAUGCUAUAUGGAAAAUCAUGCCAAGUUUCAGGGGCUAUCAGCAGCAGGAUGCCCACGAGUUCAUGCGUUACCUGCUGGAUCACCUUCACAGGGAGCUCCAGCAAAGUCGCAACGGGGCAUCGCACCAAGUGUCACCUCAGGAUGGGGUCAGGCUGCCCGCUGCAGAGGGAAAAUACAGCAUCAGAAAUGGGACUGCCAGUGUUGUCACAUCCAUCUUUGGUGGCAUACUUCAGAACGAAGUGAACUGCCUGAUAUGUGGGACAGAAUCUCGGAAGUUGGAUCCGUUCCUUGAUCUGUCUUUGGACAUUCCCAGUCAGUUCAGACAAAAGAGGAGUAAGGACCAGGAGCCAGGGCCCACGUGUACCCUGCGUGACUGCUUACGUAGCUUUACUGACCUGGAGGAACUUGAUGAAACUGAGCUGUACUAUUGCCAUAAAUGUAAAAAGCGACAGAAAUCCACAAAGAAGUUCUGGAUUCAGAAGCUGCCAAAGGUUUUGUGUCUGCACCUGAAAAGGUUCCACUGGACAGCCUUUUUAAGAAACAAGGUGGAUACCUAUGUGGAGUUCCCACUGAAAGGCUUGGACAUGAGGGGAUACUUACUUGAGCCUGAAAAUUCAUUACCAGACAGCUGCCUGUAUGACCUUUCUGCUGUUGUGGUUCAUCAUGGAUCUGGGGUUGGAUCAGGACAUUACACAGCAUAUGGCAGCCACGAGGGCCGCUGGUACCACUUUAAUGACAGCACGGUGACUCUGACCACUGAGGACACAGUGAGGAAGGCCAAGGCCUACAUCCUCUUCUACGUGGAAAGGACCAACCAGGUGGCCUCAGACAAGACUGUCACCAUCAGUAUGGCCACAGAAAAUCCUGCAGUGAACAGUGUUUCCUUAGUAGUGUGUCAGGAGGAGGCUGUGGCGGACGGAGCUCCCACAGAUAUGGAUUUGAUGGAUGAGGCAUCCUCACACAUAGAAACAGUGGAUGUACCAGCUCCUGAUAAUGCAGCAUUGGGAAAUGUGGGCGAAGACGAAGCUGACUUACAUGAAGCUGACACAGCUUUAAUGGAGGCUGCAGCAGAUAGCGAUACCUCAGACAAGGCGGCAACAGAGGAAGCAAGCCAAGCAGUGCAAGCGGUUACACAAUGAUUUAGUCAGACUGCCUCAGACCAGCUUCUCAACCCACUUGUACUUAACCUCAGUCACAUUUUCUAGUGUUUGAUUCAAAUAGUUUAUUUCAUGUUAAAGUAUGAGCAUUUUGCUCUUAAAGAACUGCAUGACAGCAUCAUGUAAGAUUUGCUGCUUUAUUUGUUUAGUAUUCCUUUUUGUAUUCCUUUCCAUGAUGAUGAAUCUCUCAGUUGAGGCAGACUUCUCUGUAUCUUAUGGAUUCAAAUGGACAUUAUUUAAAAUAAUAAAGAAAAACUAGCCUGUAAAACCUCAGUUGGUCCAAUGUUUAGGCAAGAAAAAAGGGAUGGAUCAUGUCAAGACACUGUCACUAUAACAAUAUUUUUUUUUUUUAAUUUUCUAUAAUAUAAUUUUCAACUUCAGAACCUCGUUGCCCUUAUUUUCCAGUUCUUUAGGAAAAUGUUAGGAUGCAAAAUGCAGUGCAUUUAUGGACUGACAAAAGUUCUCAUUUGAGCCUUAGAGAGAUAUUUUACCUUGUCAGUCAGAACCAAUGUGAACAAAGAUCAUUCUCAAGAUGUUUUUGCCUGUAUUGAUGCUGGAGUGUAAUUAAGAGUUGAUUUGCUCUAAAUGGACUUGAAAAACAAGCCUUGAUGAAAUGAAAGUGAACAAUAUGAAAUACAACAAAGAAUCUUUUUUUCAAAUGUUUGAUGUUUUUCAUUUAUCUUGGAAAAAGAAAUGACAAAUUUCACUCUUCUUUUUUAGGUAAUGGUUUCAUUUGGAAAUAUAAAUACACAGAAUAAAAUAUAUGCUUACAUUA